Molecule: messenger RNA, 3099 nt
Organism: Leishmania mexicana MHOM/GT/2001/U1103
Lineage: Eukaryota; Euglenozoa; Kinetoplastea; Trypanosomatida; Trypanosomatidae
Exons: 1
Coding region: 1-3099 (1032 amino acids)
Cellular component (GO): nucleus
Source: RefSeq, a predicted model, not a curated record
AUGGUGCGCACGCGAGAGAAGAAGCCUAAGGGCGACAGCGCCUUCACGACGCGCAAGCAGAAAGUCGGGCGCAAGAAGCUCGCCCCUGCCACCGCCACACGGGCCGAGGUGCACGCCCGCACUCUUCGUCUCACCACGUCUACCGCGAUGUCUGCUGCCAUGGCAGCACCGUACGUGAAGGACCCAGCUGCGCAUCCUGCGUCGUCUGAGACGACCUCCGCGGGCAUGAAGGACAGCGCGUCCAAGAGCACACGUCCCAUCAUCGCUGUGCAGAGCUUCUCUGAGCUGCUCUCCGCGACGCAUCACUACAAGGCAGCGCAGCGCUCCUCGGCCUUCGCGACACUCACGCGUCUGCUGCGCAUUCAGAGGGAAAAAGAUAACGCCGCUGGGGCGGGGACGGCGGGACACGGCGGGGGCGCCGCGUCAAACGUUUUUGAAGAGUACAUGCGGUACUCCGCGAGCACGAAUACCGCCGCGGAUGCUGCGGGGGUGCCGUCCUCCUCAGGCGCCUCCCUUACACGUCUCAGUGGUCUGAGUCCACUUGAGAGGCUCAAGUCGUUUGCUGCCGCACUGGAGGCCGUCACUGACACGGACGACGAUGUUCGUCGUGAGGCGCUGCAGGCACUGCAAGUUCUUGUGGACUACCAGUGGAUAUCAUGUGAGCGAGAUGGGUCUCUCGCGCCAACGCCCUCGUCGCUGCCGGGACCGACCUCUACGCACGAAGCUGCGGAGCUGGAGCGCUGCAACGCGCGACUUCUGAGCAUGCAGGACAGAGAUGGCGGCCGGAGCAGCAGCCCUGGGGUGCCAGUAGCCGUCUCGGCGUCCACCUCGACCUCGAUCACCUCGGUGGAUCGCGUCCAGGCGAUUCUUCAAGCGGUGCACGUGGCUCUCACCCACGCCCUCAAGCCUGUUCGUCUCUCGGGUGUCGAACUUCUCUCCCACCUCCUGCAGGUGGCGCCGCCGUCUCUGGUGCGCGCCGCUGCGCGUGCGGUCUGUAAGCAUCAGACCUCCUACUACGCCACACCGGCUGCAACCGCAACCUCGGCAGCUGGCACGGCCACCACAGCAGCGCUGGAGGCGGCCCAGGCACGCGCCGCCACACUACUCGAGGAAGAAGAGGUGUGGAUGCUGACGCUGGUGCGGCGCGUCUCUUCACUGGUCUUUCGAACGAAGCACGUGCCGGUGCUGCCGGCGCUGCUAGGCGUCUUCCUCGGCGAGAGUGGCAUUAGCGCUUUCGGCGCCACAGCCGAGGAUUCCAUCACCGCUGAGCUGCUGCACACACACCUUUUGCUCGGCGGCGACGUUGCAUCACACGUCAUGAGCGCCUCCGGGGCGAGCGACGCUGUCCAUGGCAGCAGUGGCGGCACUCUCUGGCGCUACCCGGAACUCGUGAACGCUUUCUUCGACGACGUGGCACCGCAGUGGGCGAACAAAUGGAAGGAGCUGAUGGAGCUGCGACUGGAGCUCUUGCGGCACGACGACAAACUAGCCAUGGCCUCAGCCCUUGCCCGAUCGUUCGCCGUCGUUAUUGUUUUCUUGAAGCGCCAACAGCAGCAGUGCCUCGGCGGCAGGGUCGGCCGCAGCGGCUCCGUGAACUUCUUCUCACGGAAUCGUAUGCACUACAUCAAAGCCCUCUUCGUUGAGAAGAUGCCGGUAACGAUGCACGAGCUGCUGCUCAUGCCUUCUGCUGGUGCAUCCCCCGCGUCCUCCAGAACAGGCGCAACGGCGGCGGCGACGGCGCUAUCGAAAGCCAUGAAGGCGCGCCUGGAGCUGGGGCUGGCCCUCGUCAUGGUCUGCGUCCCUCUCGCUGGCACCGAGGAGGGAUGGCACCUCAUGCGGGACUACUUCUCCAUCGUCUUUUCCCUUCCCCGAGCUACCUCGCCGCCACCGGACCCCUUCCGCUUCCCGACCGUGGCGCUACUGGAGAUGUCGGUGCGUCUGUUUGCGCAGGUGAUCCGGCUCUACCCGUGUGUUGCCCCGCACUUCCAGGUGGCCGGCGACGCCGCCGCGAUACCGCCUGCUCAGAGCACGUGGCUAGGCGACUUCUCUGUCCCCUUUGUGUCGUGCUCUGACGCGAAGGGCGAUGGUCGCCGCAGAGCGAGAAGAGACCGAGGUGACGCUCCUGGUCCUUUAGUGUCGUCGCAGGUUACCCCUUCCUUCCACCAGCACAUCACCGUGGCUGAGCGUCUGCUCACCUUCCUACCCGCCGUUCUGACCACCAUCAUCAGGCACCUGGUGCCACGCUCGGACUCCCUCAACGCCGGCGCUGGUGAUGCGGCAAGCGACGAUAUGGCUCUCGUGCGGGUGCUCCUCUGCGCAGCCACGAUAUUGGAGUGGUUCGCGGCACUUCCCGAAGACCUUCUCCGUCGCGGUGGUGCUGCUCGCAGGAAGAGGCACGGCGGUAAGACUGACAGCAGCUGUGGCGACGCAGCCACAAUAGCGCAGCGACUGGAAGAGGCCUUUAGCUUGGUGCCACGCCUUCUGUUCGCCCUUCGAGAACAGUCGCAGAUGGGGCAGCGCAGGCCCGAAGCAGUGAAGCGCGCACGUGCAGAGGAUGAGGGGGACAGAGACAACCGCGUCGGCGACGCACCCCCACAGACGGACGACAGCGCAGCGGCGCCCGUAGUGACGCGCACCGGCGUCCUCCUGUCGUACAACGGGAUCGUCGAUGUGCUGGUGCACCGUUUCUUGCGGGUACUCUGGUUCUUGAGCAGCAGCGGGCAUCCUCUUCUUCAUGACCGCCGCGCCGCCUCCACAGGCAAGUCCGCUUCCUCUACAGCUUCGACGUCCGUGUCGCCCUCCGCGCCCCUCGCUGCUCUUCUCACCAAGUCGAUCAAGUUUCUCUUCGGUAGCGCCGGCGUAUCCGGUGUGCUGCAGCGGUGCACGACCCCGACAGUGCUACUGGCGCACAGCACGCUCUUCUACCUCGGUGGCGGCGGUAGUGCAUCGAGUCCGAUCCCGUUGGUAGGCAGCACCGAUGCGGUUAGCGUGGCCGCGGCAGAGACCGAGAGGACACCGAUGGUUGAGGCAGUGGAGAAGUGGGCCGAUGUGCUCGACGUGAUAGGGACACUCCGGGCCCGCGUGCACAUGGAUGCGUGA